This is a messenger RNA of Penicillium macrosclerotiorum, 1833 nucleotides long. RefSeq names its product putative transcription regulator (RTG2). The record is from RefSeq and is a predicted model, not a curated record. NCBI's taxonomy places the organism in Eukaryota, Fungi, Ascomycota, Eurotiomycetes, Eurotiales, Aspergillaceae. The coding region runs from base 1 to 1833 and encodes 610 amino acids. Gene Ontology annotation, biological process: regulation of transcription by RNA polymerase II. The transcript is spliced from 2 exons.
AUGGGCGGCGGCAACCAGAUUCCCCUUCACUCAGUCUCAAGGGCUAGUUCAGACCCGAAAUGCUCGACCACGGCGACAUCCGACCAAAACUCUCAUCUCCAUGCAGUAGUGGACAUGGGCAGCAAUGGUAUCCGAUGCUCAAUCUCGGACCUGUCGGCCCCGACUACGCGCGUGAUCCCCACUGUCCACUUUCAUCGUGUCAAUAUCUCCCUCUACGAGGCCCAGAUUGAUCCUCAUACCGGUAAUCGCAUUCCUAUCCCUCGGUCCAUCAUCGACCAUGUUGUCAGCGCGAUCAUUAGAUUUCAGAUCAUCUGCGUCGAGAUUGGCGUACCGGCCUCCAAUAUUCGCCUCAUUGCUACCGAAGCCACCCGGACAGCCCUGAAUUCUACGGCCUUCACCGACACGAUCCUGAAAUCUACGGGGAUCAAGGUAGAGAUGCUGCGCAAAGAGGAGGAAGGUAUUGUGGGCGCAUGGGGUAUUGCAAGCAGUUUCUCCGACGUCGAGGGACUGGCACUGGAUCUCGGAGGAGGGAGCAUGCAAAUGACUUGGAUCAUUUCACAUGCGGGCAACGUUCAGAUCAGCCCGCGAGGGUCAGUAAGCUUUCCCUACGGAGCUGCCGCUUUGACCCAGAAACUAGCCGACUUGAAACGCGGCAAGAACAAGGAGGAGGCUCGGAAGGCGAAGGAGCGCUUUCGCGAGGAGAUAUCCCGGAACUUGCGCACUGCCUUCAAUCAGAUCGAAGUACCAGACAGCCUGGUGCAAAAGGCCCACGAACAAGGGGGGUUCCCCUUAUAUCUCUCUGGUGGCGGCUUCCGAGGCUGGGGCUACCUUCUCCUAUACCUCCAUCAGACGCGAGGUCAAAACUAUCCAAUCUCAAUCAUCAACGGUUACUCGGCGCCUAAGGAGGACUUUGAGAACACUGAGGCCCUCGAAGAAGUCGCCCGGACGGCCCAUGAAAUUUUCCGUGUCUCCGACCGUCGGCGCAAACAAGUGCCCUCGGUGGCAUUCUUAGUCAAUGUUCUCGCCGAAUCUUUGCCCCACGGGAUCCGGGAGGCGCACUUCUGUCAGGGCGGCGUCCGAGAAGGGGUCUUGUUCCGUCAAAUGCUACCGGUCGUCCGGCAACAGGAUCCCCUGGAGGUGGCAACUGCUCGCUAUGCGCCCUCAUCGGCCCAGGCAAUCGCGGCACUGAUGUUGGCCGCUCUUCCCCGACCCGACGCCGGCCGAUCCGUUCCUUCAUCUCUCAGUCUCCAUCUCGUUCAGGCAUUUGCCAAUGCCCUCUAUGUCCAUGCCUCCAUGGCUAAGGAAUUAUCCUCUAGCGCCGCUCUCUACAGUACGAGCACAGGCAUCCUAGCUUCGACCCACGGAAUCCCUCAUUCGCAUCGGGCUCUCUUGGCUCUCAUGCUCCAGGAGCGCUACGGUGGAGAACUGCCGCCACGCGAUGUGGAUCUCAAAUCUCACUUGCAGGGUAUUCUGACCCCCGAGGAAGUGUGGUGGACACGGUACCUGGGUAAAUUUGGGUUGAUCUUAGGUCAACUGUAUCCAACAGGAUCUAUUGACACGUCGAAGCCACGCAUCAUUCCCUCUGCCCGAUGGGUGACGGGGCUUGGCAAAAAUGGAAAGAAAGAUGGUCUCCAGCUAACCAUUGCCAUCCAAAAGGUCCAAUAUGACCCAACGCACCUCAAAGAGGAACUUGAGCGAGAUAUACAGAAAAUUCACAAGGUCGGAAAACGUAAGAAUUGGAUUGGUGGCAAGAACGGCUGGGGCAUCAAAGUCGUGGUGUCUAUCGAGGAAGAGGAUCUGCUAUCCACACACCAGGUUCCAGCCGACCUGUGA